GACCGGGACUUAACAUUAAUUUCCUUACUGCUUAAGUUUUUUUAUGUGCAACGGCCCUAAUUCUUAAAUCUAAAAAAAAUAGAAAUGUCCCUAAUCAUAGUGAAAUUUUGUUUUUUUCCUUUUUCACACUUCCAUCAUGAUUUUCGAUUUUCGUCGAUAGGCGGCGUGUGAUUGAAUUAGAUUGACAGCCCUGCUCGCAGUUCACUUAUGCUCCCAUUCAAAUUGAAUUGAACGAAAUCCGUUACUGUGAGAGGUGUGGUGAUCAUUUCCUGAUCGCGGUUUUAACUCGAGAAGUGUGAAUUAAAAGCUAAGCUAAAAAUGAGCGUAUAAUGUACGAUUUUAUCAAAGGAUUAUACGGAAUGAACGGGUCUUACCCUGCGACACAGCCUGAAACCGGGAAGCCGGACAGGCUUCGUUAUACCAUGUUACUCGCCCCAUUCCAGCCGGCGACCAGAAUUGAAUUGGAGACUAAAAUAAACACCAAUAUAGAAUGCUAUCUUGAUAUAAAAAAUACUGGUGAUAGGACAUUAAAUGUGUUUGUAACUAAGUUGCCAGUUAUGGAACGUCAGAUUGUUUUAAACUUGUCAGAAUUGGAAAUUCAAGGGAAUAGCAAUGGAACGAUAUAUAUCCAAUGGAUGCCAAGAGAAGCAGGAUCUUGGAGAGAUGUGCUACAACUUACCGAUAAUAGACGAAUCAAGUAUGACAUUAUCAUAGCGACAACUGCUAAAGAUGAUAAGAAAAACAAUAAGACAAGAAGAAGGUUGCUGAAACCUACUCUAUCAACAAAGUCAUCAAAUCUUCCUACAUCAGUGACAAAUAAACAACUCAAUCAAUAUAAUACAUUGAAAGUUCCAAUUAUUAGUCAGCUUUUGGUUACCAAUGAUCUUGAUGCACAAGCAAAACAAUGCAAAUUUAGAGAUAAAAAUAAUCUAGAUAAAGAGAAUAUUUUGAAUAAAAAUGAAACAAAGACUUAUGCAUUGCAAGAAAAAGAUGAUAAAAUCAAUGGGAUACAUCAUAACAAACAUAAUAAAUUAGAAAAUGUUUUGUGCGAGCAAAAUAUGAAUGUAUGGAACGAUGGUAAUAUUCUUCCACAAAUCUUGCUUCCUUUAAAUGAGCCACAAGACAUACGUAGAGCCACCUACAUUAAAGAAGGAAAGUCUUGUAGCAAUACAUUGUACGAGCAUAAUGAAGAAGUUAGCGAAAAUACAAAGUGCGACAAGGGUCAGUCAGAUUUUUCUAUAUUGUUAAAUAAAUUUACAUUUACGCCAGCGGAUAUAAUUUCAAGUUCUCCAGAACGGACGGGAAGAGAGUCGACAGAAGCUACAAGUUUACGAAGCAUAGAUAAAUAUAGUACAUUCACUAUUAGUCGCGGUCAGUUCUUUGAAACAUCCGCGACUGAUGACGCUAAGACUUCUGUAAUUGCAACACCUGUAUCACAGUCAGUAGGCUUGCAUAACUUAUCACCAAUUAAAUCUGAUGGAUGUUCCCUCGUAGCAAAUAUCAAGGAUUUAAUUUCAUCGUCGCCGAUUCAAUUUCAACAUCACGUUAUACCGAAAAGUCCUAGCGAAUAUAUAAAACAUUUCACAGUAGAUAUAAAUCCAAGUAUCCAAACCACCAAUUGUGAAUAUUUCAGUUUUGAGAUUAUUCCUAAGAAUGUUGAAGUAGCCAAAAAGUCAGGAGAUAUGUACAUUGAGAUUUCUCCGCCGAGAAAGCACUUCCAGUCCAAGUCUAUGGUCUCUAUGUCUAUAUCGAAGUUGAAUAGUACGAGAACCGGCAGAGUUACAAAAAAUAAUACUGUGUCUGAUGGAGGAAACAGAAAGAAGUUACAAUUGAGUGUCUCUGCUACAAAGAAGAACACGAGCAACAAGAAUGUUGCAGCAAUUAAGAUAAACAAAUUAUCUCUCAGUGCUUUGCAUAACACAAAAUGGCGUACUCCAUCCAAAAAUUCAAAUUUUAAAAUGCGAAAUAAAGAAUCCUUCAUCUAUGAGACAUAUGAAUUGGAUCCCUUUGCACCAUCUACAACAGAGGAUCCAUUUCUUAAAAACACGAUGCAUUUCGAUGAAUUGUGGUUGUUGCAACAAGAAUUGGCGUUUACAAAAUGGUUGAAUGCUUUAUUAUCUUCGCCAGAAGAUUUGUCCGUCGACAUUGAAACUGCUGUAACAGAUAUUGGUAAAGUGUGGCAAACAUGCAAAGCCCAAAAAAACACUGUAUUGGCUGAAACCAAAGAGGCUGUAUCUGCUAGAUAUCAUACGAGUGCACGAUUAAAUACGUUACGAAAAGCGGCAAGUGCUAUGUUCAAGCGUGACGAAGUCACGCAAAUUCUCUCACGUACCAGCAUAUACAUUGCCAAAGGAACCUUGUGUAUUAGAUCGGAUCGUAAUCUACAUCGUGAUAUUGGUUUACAAAAGCUCAUAUUAAGUUUAUUCCUGAGUUACAAUCCCCUGUGGUUACGUAUUGGCUUAGAAACCGUUUAUGGAGAGAAUAUUCCGCUACGCUCAAACAAUGAUAUCGUUGGUUUGACUCGUUUCCUAUUAACGAGAUUCUUUUCGGAUCCACGACUGACAAAGAUGCCUGGUUAUCAUAAAACCGACCCGAAUAAAAAAUUUGUCAUUCAACUGAAUCAGUUCGUUUUGAAGAAAUUCUUGUUUCUAGUAUAUUUCCUGGAUUAUGCAAAGCAGCAUAAACUAAUUGGCCAUGAUCCAUGUCUGUUUCACAAACGCGCUCAGCAUAAGGAAAGUCGUGAGAUCUUGCUGAGUUUCUCGCGCGAAGUCCUAAGCGGCAUUGGCGAUGUAACCAGAGUGUUGCGUGGCCACGAUUACAUGCUCACCCAUCGGCAGACCUACAUCGAGGAAUAUGAUUACGCGGUAACGAAUAUACGAUGCGAUCUACGUGAUGGGGUGCGAUUAUGUCGUGCGAUGGAACUCAUCACCGGCACCCCAGGACUGACCCAACGUUGCCGGGUACCGGCAAUAUCGCGUCUGCAGAAGGUGCACAACGUGGAUGUCGCGUUGAAUGCCUUGCGCCAGGCCGGUUAUGUCCUUGAGGGCGACAUAGACGCGAAGAGCAUUGCCGAUGGUCACUGCGAGAAGACUCUGUCGCUGCUCUGGCAGAUAAUCCACAAGUAUCAGGCGCCGCGGUUCGACCGAUCGGCUCGCGUGAUCCAGAGAUGGUGGCGAGCACAACUCUGGUAUAUUUACGUAAGGAACUUCUUGUGCACACGUAGAAAUCUGGCUGCAAUAAUAAUACAACGCAUGUGGAGGCGCAAAACGAUGCAGUCUCCGCAUGUGAUCGAGAUUGACAAUAAUUUGGAGGAGCGUAGAAGAUUUUUAUAUAUCAGAAGAACCGUAAUAAAACUUCAGAAAUGGUGGAAGCAGGUACGAGAAAACACGGAGAAGCUACAGAAGCUAAGAAACAGGCGCCAAGCGGUGAUUAUGUUACAAAGAAGAUGGAGAACCAUGCAGCUGAUGAGAGUGCAACGAAAUCAGUAUUGCAAUCUGAGGAAUGCUGCAUUGACAAUUCAAACUCGUUGGAGAGCAAUACGGAUGAUGAAAUUACAACGUUCUGAAUACCUCGCGUGUAGAGAUGCCGCCGUGAAAGUGCAAAAUUGGUGGAGAUUUAUGAAAGUUGUGCGAGAACAGCGCAAACGGUUCCUCCGUAGCAGAAAAAGUGCUUGUAUUAUUCAAGUUUGGUGGAGGCAAUAUCUGGUAAUGCGAAGAGCUCGUAAUGAUUUCCUGUUGACAAAAGCUGCCAUACAGAGUAUCGAGAGGUGGUGGAUAAGUGUAAUCGACAGAAAAAAAUUCCUCUUAUAUCGAAAGAGUACUAUUCUCAUUCAGAGAACGUGGAGGAAAUAUCAGGCACGCAAGCGAGAAAUUGUUUGCAUGAAAAUACAAGCAUGGUGGAGAGCCAAGAUAUGCUCACGCAAAUAUAGACUUCAAAAAUCUUGUUGUCUGAAAUUACAACGUUGGUGGCGUGGAAUCAAGCUUACAAAACACCAACGCACGGAAUUCUUGCAAUUGCGAGAGGCAGCGUUGAUUGUACAGAAGAAUUGGCGGAUGAGAACGAUCAGGAGAUAUUACUUGAAGCAACAGCGAGCAGCUUUGCUGAUACAAUCGUGGUACCGCCGUGCGAAUUCAGCGAAGACCGUACGACAAAGUUACUUGAAGACGCGAGACGCCGCGAUACGAAUACAAAAUUGGUGGCGCAACAUUAUGAUGGCCCAUCGGGAACAUAGAGAAUAUUUGCGGCUUCGCGAAAACAUUGUUUUUCUACAAACUUACUGGCGUCGACAUGUUUUAGCUCGAACGGAUCGCCAACGAUAUUUGACAAAGAGAAAAGCAUGCAUCACUCUGCAGUCUUGGUGGCGAAUGUACAGAACGAAAAACGAGUAUAAACGGUACAAGAUCUGCGUGUUGAAGAUGCAAAAAAGAUGGCGUGCGAACAGAGCUGCUCGCGUUGCGAGGAGAGAAUACCUGUUGACUCGGGCCGCUAUUGUCGUGCAAGCACGUUGGAGAACUUUAGCAGCGAGGAAGCGAUUUGUCGCGUUACGCCAGGCUGCGAUAGUCAUUCAAUCAUAUUACAGAGGGAGAAUCGCGAUGCAGAGAUACGAAACCAGCAAAUACGCCGCGUUAAUCAUACAGACCUAUUGGCGAGCUUACGUUGUUGGUAGAUGCGAGAGAUUGCGUUACCUGUCUCUGCGCCAGGCCGCGAUUACGUUGCAGCGUCGUUACAGACGGAACAAAAUGAAAGAUCUGCGCCAGCAACAGCAAGACGAGAUUGCCUUGAUCGCCACAAAAAUUCGAGACGAAUGCGGAGAAGCUAUCUCUGUAGAUCAGGACGUUACUACAAGCCUCGCGUUUCCAGGCAGCGACUACUGGCAAGAGAUGAUCAGUGUGCUACGUAAUUGCAGCAGCGUCGGCACGCUGCUAACUUGCCUGAACAGCUUAGAUACCAUAACAAUAUUGUCGCCGACUGUUUGCGUCAUCCUCUGCAAACUUGACGUAACAAACGACAUUUAUAAUACGAUAGCGCAAAAUAACAGAUCGCUACCAUGGAUGAAGAUCUGUUUGCGAGCAUGCAGCAUUUUGAUCACCUUGGCAAAGUAUUCCUAUACAAGAAAAUAUGUUCUCAAGAAAGAGUAUGCCCUGGCAUUAGUGAAACUUCUGAACGGAUCAUUGAAAAACAAGGAAGUAUUUCUGUAUUGUGCCACUUUGAUAUGGCUACUUAAUCAAGAUGAAGAUUACUCAAAGACUACAACAACAUGUCCGCAAAUUAAAUGGCUAAUGAAAAACAUUCAACAAAAAGUUUUGAAAGAUACUACUAUAACAAAACUUCAAAAAUCGAAAAACUUGGAAAAGUUAUAUCCUAGUUGUGAACCUGACCGAAACAACGGACAAAAGUCGCGCCUGUUUACCGACAUGAGUUUCGCUGUGGCAGCUAUUAAAAAAACUUUCACGUGAUAUUAAUUCAUAAGAUUGGUAAACAUUGUUUAAGUUUAUUAACAUUGUUUAAAUUAUUUUUAUAUCGC
Molecule: messenger RNA, 5524 nt
Organism: Pogonomyrmex barbatus (red harvester ant)
Lineage: Eukaryota; Metazoa; Arthropoda; Insecta; Hymenoptera; Formicidae
Biological process (GO): establishment of meiotic spindle localization; mitotic cell cycle; spindle organization
Cellular component (GO): spindle pole
Molecular function (GO): calmodulin binding
Source: RefSeq, a predicted model, not a curated record